This is a messenger RNA of Nicotiana tabacum (common tobacco), 1105 nucleotides long. Its product is annotated as 2-hydroxy-palmitic acid dioxygenase MPO1. Lineage: Eukaryota; Viridiplantae; Streptophyta; Magnoliopsida; Solanales; Solanaceae. The record is from RefSeq and is a predicted model, not a curated record. Gene Ontology annotation, biological process: sphingoid catabolic process. Gene Ontology annotation, cellular component: endoplasmic reticulum.
UAAAAUACCCAAAUAAUACUCCCAAUCACUCUGAAAGAAUUAGGACGAAUACUUUUUUCUUCGAAAGUUCUAAUCUCUGUAGCCAAAUAUCUUCAUAAUUAGCAAUUAGGUAGUAGUUUCCAAUUAGGAGGAAAAACAGAAAGAUGAGAUUAUUUGAUCUAGAGAAGCAAUUUGCCUUCUACGAAGCAUACCACAGCAACCCAGUGAAUUUCUUGAUUCACAUGGUGUUUGUGGGACCAAUCUUCUUCACUGCUCUUAUUCUCUUCUACUUUACACCCCCGCUUCUGAAUUCCACUCCAAUUAAGCUAUAUGAAGAUAGUUGUUUCUUGGGCUUGAAUCUCGGGUUCUUGUUUACUUUGAUUUAUGCCUUGUUCUAUGUGUGUUUGGACAAGAAAACUGGCUCUUUAGCUGCUUUUCUCUGUUUACUUUAUUGGAUAUCAAGCAGUUUUGUUGCUCAUUAUCUGGGGUUCUCUCUCGCCUGGAAGGUUGUUCUUGUCGCUCAGUUAUUCUGUUGGACCGGACUGGUUAUAGGCCAUGGAGUGUUUGAGAAACGAGCACCUGCUCUGUUGGACAAUCUUGCGGAAGCAUUCCUUAUGGAACCUUUCUUUGUACUUUUAGAGGCUCUCCGGACAUUUACUGGCUAUGAACCAUAUCCUGGAUUUCAUGCAAAAGUCAAAGCUACAAUAGAUGCUGAAAUCAAACAAUGGCAGGAGAAGAAACACAAGAAAAUGUCCUAGGUUUGAAUCUGGGGGAAUAAAGGCUUACUUCUGAAAACACAAGGAAGUUGGAGCUCUAUUGGAAUUUGAACAUCCAGUUAAGCAUGGUGAAAGGGUCAAGAACUAAAGUGAGGUGUCAACCAUCACAUGUAACGAAUGAAAGCAAUAAGCCAAUUCCCUGUAGGGCCUGUUUGGAAAGCCACUCCGUAAUUGGAUUUGGGUAUAAUUGGGUAUAAUUACUCAAUUUUGAUAUGUUUGUAAUUACUUGGUCAGCAUGUAAUUGAUUGUAAUUAUACUCUGUAACUCUCAAGGGGAGCUGAGAAUUGCUGGUAAUUAUAUGGUAUAAUUACCGGGUUAUUUUUUAAUCUCUUUUCUUUUGGCCAAAUACA